AUGGUUGACGACGAAUACCGAAAGGAUAGGAAGUUCGAAAGUGGGUUGCGUGGACCGAUACAGGACCGAGUGAACAUGCUCAACAUGCUGACUUACGCCGAAGUGUUAGACAAGGCCAUUCUAGCAGAAGCUAACCUGAACCGAUACCAGAGUUCAGGAGAGAGCCAGAAGAAGAGACAGAAUUACGACAAUCAUCGAGGAGCAUUUGAUGCCAGGAAGAAGACAAACAUAGGCAGUUCGAGUUAUUCAAGACAGGAAGGUGGCACUAGGCCGACAUGUUCAAGUUGCGGGAAGACACAUUCUGGAGUUUGUUGUUGGGCGUCUAGAGCUUGCUUUGAAUGUGGUGAAGUAGGUCAUCGUGUGGAAGAUUGUCCGAAGGCAAAGGCUAAUGAUGGUAAGAAGAAUGAGAACACCUCGGGUCCGGCGCAGAAAGGCAAUGUCAGGAAAGGACAGAUGAGGCAGGGCAGAGUUUUUGCUCUAGUGCCAGGGGACACCCAGAACGCCGAGACAGUAGUGUCAAGUAUACUUCCUAUUUGCUCUCAAGGUGCAUAUACAUUGAAUGAUUCGGGUUCUACUCAUUCAUUUGUGUCUACUAAGUUUGCUGAGAAGUUCAGUAAAGCAAACUCAGUAGUUGACGUGUUGAGCAGGAAAAUAGAUGGGAAUUUGGCAUGCCUAGCGAUGAUUUCAGUGGAGCCGACUAUUAUUGAGGAAGUGAAGACCAGGCAGAUGGAGGAUGGAUUCUUCAAGAAAGUGGUUGAUGAGUUUGUCACCAAGCCGAGGUCAGGGUACACCAUCGAGAAUCAG
Molecule: messenger RNA, 804 nt
Organism: Camellia sinensis
Lineage: Eukaryota; Viridiplantae; Streptophyta; Magnoliopsida; Ericales; Theaceae
Source: RefSeq, a predicted model, not a curated record